AUGACCCUGAUUACUAAUCUAAACGUCGAUCUUAUCGUUCAUCACGAGCGCUAUUCUGAGCUGGAAUUAGCCAUCAUGCGUGUAGCGAAGCCACAACCCAUUGAAGCCAUACCUAAUAGUGAGCUUGGAGAUGCCUCGUCAGCAUCGCUGGACUCAAUUGAUGGAGAUAUCAUCGAGCCAUUUAUGCCUUACGGUGUGUUCAUGCCUGAGAAAAUUAGGAUGUUUGGCAUUCCUGAUGAUCAACAGCUAACAGCACGGCAGAUUUUGCAACUCUACACAACUAUGGCCGCUGUGGAUGAGAAAACCAAGAAAGAGUUUGAGCCUUGUAGCUUUUACGGCUUCAAAGCCGGUGAACCUCUCUGGUUGUCACGUUCUGCGCUGAGAAAGCUUGAAAACGGCUUAAAGCAUCGCCUGCUGCAGUGGCUCGCUGAGGAUGAGGAGAAGAUGAAAAAGGUGCUUAACAUCUUAGCAAAACCCAUCGAUGAACAACUCCAGCAUCGCGCUGUUCCUUUUAAUAAGGAAAAACUUGCCUUGGACAAUAUCGUUCGACUUGUUGAUGAAAUGAACGAGAAAAAUAUGCUACCCGCAAUGUGUUUCAAUGACGAUCGGAAUGUCUGUGAAUCUCUGGCCAUUCGGCUUUGCGAAGAACUUGAAAAUAGAGAGAUGGUG
Messenger RNA from Strongylus vulgaris, 669 nucleotides. Lineage: Eukaryota; Metazoa; Nematoda; Chromadorea; Rhabditida; Strongylidae. The record is from the annotation of a GenBank genome assembly.